AAAGAGACCCUCAGACGGACAGGGCUGCGUGGCGGACGCUGUCAUCUACUCUAUCCGGGACAACGGCGUGUUGGUGUUUGUCCCAGAGUAUGGUGCGAAAGGGCCGGUGUAUAUGAAGGAUCGCGAGGGCCAGGUGGUGGCUGCAGGACGGGACGGCAGCUGUGAGUGGCAGAGCGGCUCCGUGCGACGAUACCCAGACCACAUCACCACCACCUCCAGCUGCGGGACCUCCACCUUCAGAGUGUUUGACCACAUCACCGUUCGUAUUUCUGUCCGCUCGACGCAUUGCCACGCAGACAGCCUAAACCUCGAGGUCAUCAGCAGCAAGCCCCACCGCAGCGCAGAGCCCCAGCAGACCCGGUCCCAGGGCCGCAGCCAGCUGGUCCAGGAGGUGGUGCGUCUGGCCGAGGAGGCGCACCAGCAGGCCCAGGAGAAGGCGGCCCGGCGCCCCAAACUCUCCAAAGAGGAGAGAGAGUUCUGUCAGAGCAAAACUCCCAAUCUGUACUCGCUCCUGGAGGAGGUGAGAGAGCUGGCUCUGAUGGACCUGGAAGUGGUCGCACAGGUCUGUGCAACGACGGCAUAGAGCGGCCGCAACCUGGGCUCAGCUGUAAAGGAAGCGAGGGACUCUGGAAACAUAUCAUGGAUGACUUCUGUAUACGUCUCAUAGGUAUAUCAGUUUACAUCCAUGAACAAAUAACAUUAAAGCCAAGCGGGCGUUUGUCUUUCACAAAAGGACAUUUUUAUGAAUCAUGAUGGCAGAUUUCUAGUUAUUUAUUAUCUGAGAAUUAUCUUUCUGUCAUUUGAAGAACAAAUGCUCGACAGUGAGAUGUGUAAAUGAGGUCUUUAAUGAUAUUAAAUGAGAGAAAUAUGAUGAUUUUUGUGGACGUUUUCGUUACGUUGGUCCCAAUAAAACAACCCCAGAUUAAAAUUUUAUGUAAAUAGAGAAGAACUGUUGGUUGAAGUAGACAUUAAAUGAAGCACUGACUUUUGAUGACACUUUAUAGAUACUGAUACAAAUAAGCAUAAACUAAUGUUUAACAUCUAGAGUUAAUGAAGCACCAAAAUGAUAAUUGGAUUUAUAUAUUUUUCAAAACCAUUGAUAACAAAGUUCUUCACUGUUCACAGUGUGUAGCAUAAUGUAGAGCCUGAUAUUUGAGAGUUGGGUAAUCCAAUAAUGAUAUAUGGGCCAAUAUUUGUUCAGUAUUACAAAGCACAGUAUACACUAUGUAUUCAUUUGUGUAACAUAAUGUUGUAGCUGUUCGUUUAAAUUAAAUUUCCAUUUAAACACAGCUGCCAAUUUCAGAUUUAGAAAUUUAAAAACAGAAAACAGGAUGUUUCUCCAAAGAUAAAAUUUUAAGUUUUAAUCUUUAAACUAAUUGGCUUCUUAUUUUUACUGAAUUGAUGGACCGGUGUCCAAACGCACGCUCAAGUCUGUUUUCAGUAAACCUACCGGCUAAUUUUCUACACACAAGUGUUAAGUGAAAUCCCGGUCAGAGUGACUGCAUGGUGUCGACCUGUAAGCUUCAGCCUCCUCCUGUGGUCAUCAUAUCAGCUGAUCUCGAGCAUCAGCACUGUGACCACAAACACAUAGUACUACCCUUUAAUAGGAAGCGGGUGCGAGUUGCUCAGGUAGGCGCUGCAGUAAUCAUUGACUUGUAAUCUAAUUGGUGCUCGUGCUUUUUUGUAUGAAGGGUAAAGUGUUUCCACAGAAUCUAUUUUUGUAAAAUGGUUUAUUGUGGCUUUUAAUUAAACCUGUAUGGAUGAACACUGAA
Micropterus salmoides (largemouth bass) is the source of this 1772-nucleotide messenger RNA. RefSeq names its product DIS3-like exonuclease 1. Lineage: Eukaryota; Metazoa; Chordata; Actinopteri; Centrarchiformes; Centrarchidae. The record is from RefSeq and is a predicted model, not a curated record. The transcript has 3 exons. The annotation marks the transcript as partial.